Paramecium sonneborni is the source of this 2066-nucleotide messenger RNA. Lineage: Eukaryota; Ciliophora; Oligohymenophorea; Peniculida; Parameciidae. The record is from the annotation of a GenBank genome assembly.
AUGGAUUAAUUUAUUCGUCAUUCUAAUAAUUUAAAACAGAAUGUCAAUAUAAUAGAAUCAGUUUCUUCCCUCUCAGAACUUGCAAUUUUAGGAGAUUAAAAAGAAUCAGAUAUAUUUGAGUAAUCUUAUAAAAACUAUCUUAUUAGUCAAUUUAUUGAAGAAAAGGUUGUAGAAGAGUUUGUGAGAAUAUUAAAAUCAACUAAAGAUACCAAUAUAGUAAAUACUAUAUUACAUUAAAUUUCAAUGCUUAUGUAACAAAUAUUAAAACUAAAUAGAACAAACAUUGAUAAAAACAUAGUUGUGCUUCUUUCUUUGCCUUAAUUAAAUGAAUUUAUUAUAUACAACUAUGAUCUCAACAAUGAAGAAACAUAGGAUUACUAUAUUAAUUUUAUUAAAAUUCUAUCAAAUAAGGUAACCAAAGGCAACAUUAAUUUAUUCUUUAAUUAGGUAUGCAUUGAUUAUAGACUUGAUAGAAAUACGCAUAAUUUCCACUUCUAUUAUAUUCUUAAAAUUUUUAUAAUGCUAAAGAUAAUUUAACUAGAACAUAUACAAGACAUAUUUUAUUAUCAAUUCUUUAAAUUGUAUAAAAUAGUUCAAAUGAAUAAAUACUUUUGUAAUACCUAUAAUCGUAUCCAUUUUUAUAGGUAUUAACAAAUCACAUUUCAUUUAUGAAUGAACUAUUAUUAAAAUGGAGUAAAGAUUAAGAUUACUUUCAUGAAGAGUUAAAAAAUAUGUAUUACUUUUUUAAAGACUUAUAUAAUAUAGCACCAUAUUUAGCUGAUGUAAUUAUUUACUUAAUUUUAGACUUUAGAUAAUUUAUUUUUCAAGAUCAUAAUAUAACCUAUUUAUUAAAUACUUUAAUAGAAAGAUGAGAAUGCUAAAAAAUAAAGUUGUCUAAUAUUAUUAAGCCUUUUUAAUGCUGAAGUUCAAUUUAGUUAUCAAUUACUUUUGAGCAUUCUUAUUCUUUUUUUUUCCCCAGAAAUUCCAAAAAUUCAAACACUAUAAUUAGAAUUAAAUUAUUUACCAACUAAAGAUCCAGAAUUGGUGAAUUAAUGUAUAAGGUUUUUUAAAAAUUUUUAGAAAGAAGUUAAGGAUGGAGAAAAAAGUAAUGGUUUAUUGUAAUCUAUUACACAAACCAUAUCUUAAGUUUCCUAUAAUGCAAUAUUUGUUAAAGAAAUUCCAAAAUAAGGAAUAUAUGAGGCUUUAAAUUCCUAUGGAUACAUUCAAAAGUUAAAUUCAAGUAUUUUAUUUAAGGAAAACUUUUUAAUUUCUGAUGAAUACAUUAAUAAUUAGUAAAACUAUUAAUUAUAUAUUUAUUUAGUCUUAACGAAGAACAUUAUAACUCAAUAUUAACGGUGUUAGAAACAUUGACAAUAAAUAAAACUUUAUAGUUUCUAUCUGAGUUUUAAAAAGAAAGAUUUAUACUUGAUUUAUUUAAUGUAAUGUAUGAUGAACAACCAAACCUACUGAACAACUUAAAGAAUUGUUAAAAAAUUAUUUAAAUUGUAAAUUACUUACUUGAUAAUUCAGAUUAAAACUUUAUAAUUACUUAUAUUAGGAUUAAAUUAUUAAAGUAAAUGGAAUAACAUAUUUAAUCUUAAACUAUUGAAUAUUAUCGAUAUUUUUCAUAAAUUUUAUAAUCCGUUUCAGAAAAAAAUUAUGAGCCUUUCUAUAGGAUUCCUAUUACUCAUUAGAUUAUUAGAUUCAUGCUUUUAUUAGAUUUUAGUUUUUAAAAAAAUUGGCUAAAAAAUCCAUUUUAAAAAACUUUUAAUCCUCUAACGUACUAAGAAUUAUAAUUUAACAAUGGAUUAGUAAAAUUAGAUAAUUUAUAAAUCAUAACUGAAAAUAUAAAUUUUCAUUUAGAUUAAUGGAAAUUAAUAUUUUAAUAAGAACAAAAGCAGACAAUAAUUUUUAUGAAUUUAAUUAAUGAUGAGAAAUUAGAAUUAGCUUUUAAUGAUAUAAAAGAAGCAGAAAAUUUUAAGUUAGAAGUCUAUUAAAGACAAUAAGACUCAGAAUAACAUGUCGUUUCUUAAUUAAUAACAUAAUUGUAGUAAUUGUACUUUUGA